CUUACAACUGCAUGUGGCACCUCAGCCACUUCCUGCAGCUCUGCCAGAGCAGCCUGUGAGCACAGCACGAGCUGAAGCAUUCCAUCAUCUCCUCUGAGAAAACCAGGGAAAAAAAUUAAAAAAAAAAAAAAAAAAAAGAAAGACAAGAAAGGAAACACCAGCUGGGAAAAAAAAAAAAAUGGAAGAUUGUGGUGUCACAAAUGGCACAAUUAACUCCACUUGCCUAGGAAUUCCCUACRAAGUGAGCCAGACCCCUCUGGUUGCUGUUUACAGCAUUGUUUUUGCUAUAGGCCUUCCAGCAAACUUCUUAACUUCUCUGCUUGCAUUUGUACAAAUCCAAAGGAAAAACGUAGUUGCUGUCUACAUUUUCAGUUUAUCAUUGUGCGACCUGAUGUAUUUAAGUACCUUGCCUUUAUGGAUUACCUACGUGCAAAACAAGCACAAAUGGACCAUGGGUGAAACUGCUUGCAGAAUAACAGGAUUCAUCUUCUUCUGCAAUAUCUACAUCAGCAUUCUGCUUUUGUGCUGCAUCUCUGUGGAUCGUUAUGUGGCCCUGGUGUWUUCUCUGGAAUCAAGGGGGAGAAGAGGACAGAAAAAGGCUGCCAUAAUAGUCUGCUUUCUCUUUGCUGCGGUCGCAGUAAUCCACACUCCUGUAUUUAUCAAAGAUGAGAAAGAAUAUACAAAUGUUCCAACCUGCUUUGAGACAGUGCCCCUCGACAUAAAAUUGGCUUCUUACAGCAUUGUUAGAUUCCUAUUUGGAUUUGUCAUACCCUUCAUAAUCCUCGUUUUUACAAACUACAGAAUUUUCCAAACUACAAAAAGAAGCAGCAGCUUGACCCGUUGCCAAAAAAACAAAGUGAAGUAUGUGGCUAUUGCCAUUAUUGUUAUUUUCUUGGUCUGUUUUGCUCCAUACCAUGUUGUGCUCCUCAUAAGAGCCAUAUACUUCAUGUUUCAUCAGAACUGCCCAUGUCCAUUUGAAAAGGGGAUAUAUUCAAUUUCUACAGUGUUUCUGUGUUUAGGCACYGCAAACGCUGUUGCCGAUCCAAUCAUCUACGUGCUGAUCAGUGAAAACGUCAGAAAAGACAGUUACAGGAGCCUGAAAAGGUGGAGACAGAACUCAUCCAAGCUAAAUUCAUCCAGUAAUCACAAGACUGACAGCAGAAAAUUGGAAACACCAAAGGAAUCAGAGGAAGGGGGCCAAAGAMAUGACAACAAAGAAAUAACAGAUUCAUCUGACAUUCAGAAGGCCUGUGUUAGUGGCAGAGACCAGCAAGGUGACAGCUAGCUGGUAGCAGCUGUAACAAAUAAGAAAUUCCCAAUGCCAGCUGCAGAACACAAGUCUUUACACACUGACAUCAUCUUGCAUGUCCUGCAUGGAYCAGCAGCUCCUUGAGGACGUGGUGGGAGCAAUAAUUCACAUUUCUGUUUGUCUCAUACAAUAAACUUUGCCCACCAGUAUCACUGGUGAAAAUACUGCUUUGCUAAGGAUGUAUGGAACAAACUAAAUAAUUUACUUUGACUCAAAUUGAGACCUAAAAAGCUUAUUUUUUGGACUCUUUUUCUCACAUGAAAUAAAACCAGUUUUAUCUUCUGAGAUAAAAAAAAAUCUUCUAAAAUUUUAAAAAGCACUGCUGAGGAGAGCAAGGCUCUAUUGUUACGGUUCUUAUGGUUGAAAAGUUUGCUUCUUGGGAAGGUACAUGUUCUGAUUCUCAGUACUCUGCUGUUAACAUUUGUGGUUAACCAGUGGAAAAUAUUAAAAAGGAGUACAUCUUUCAGCAAGAAGCUUGAACAAUUUCCUCAUACUUCAGUGUGUGACUUUAGCUGCAUUGCCCAUUCCAGGAGAAUCAGAGAGCAAAACAACRGCCUGGUAACACAGACCAACAGUACUGCUGCUGCAUUAGUCAAGAUCCUGCACUGCCCUGAAAUAAUUAAAAUGUAAAGUUCUAAUGCUUGAAAGUUUACAGUUAGUAAAUUUU
Molecule: messenger RNA, 1976 nt
Organism: Malurus melanocephalus (red-backed fairy wren)
Lineage: Eukaryota; Metazoa; Chordata; Aves; Passeriformes; Maluridae
Gene: GPR132
Product: G protein-coupled receptor 132
Exons: 2
Coding region: 179-1285 (368 amino acids)
Biological process (GO): G protein-coupled receptor signaling pathway; negative regulation of G2/M transition of mitotic cell cycle; G1/S transition of mitotic cell cycle
Cellular component (GO): membrane
Molecular function (GO): G protein-coupled receptor activity
Source: RefSeq, a predicted model, not a curated record